AUGGCGACGAUAUCAGCGGCGGAUCGCUCCUCGUCGCGGCCUUCGCGUCGGCUCUGGCUGCCCUGGCUGCUGCUGGCGAUAUCGUUGAUACUAAUCACCUACUCGGUCGACUCCUUCGUCCGUCUGCCACAGCAGCUUGCCGUCUCUCAACAAUGUCGCAUGUCACGCAUGCGUCCGGCCUACAUCGACCAUACAGCCGACCUCGAAUCCUUCUCGCCCUCGGGCUUGUGGCGCAAGUAUCGUCUCUACCUCUAUCGCGAGCGCGACUUUGACCCCAUGGAUCUGCCGUCCGGUAGUCCCGCCCUCUUCGUGCCCGGUAACGCGGGCUCGUAUGGUCAGGUCCGCAGUGUCUCCUCCAGCGCGGCAAGGCAGUUCUACAAGCAGAACAGCGGUGGUCAGCUCCGAGACGAGUGGAAGGACGCGCCCGCCGGCGUGGCUCACACCGACUGGUACACGCUCGAUUUCAACGAGGACUUUUCAGCCUUCAGCGGAUCCACCUUGAUAGAGCAGGCAACGUUCAUCAACGAGGUUAUCGCCUACCUUUCCAACCGAUACGCAUCGCCUGCCACCCGCAACUUUGCCGCAGGCGAGCGCAAUACCACCGUCCCCAUCCUGGCACAUAGCAUGGGAGGAAUCGCUGCUCGCCUUGCUGCCCGCAUGCCAAACUAUCCACAGGGUAGCAUCGACACCAUCGUGACUCUCAGCACGCCUCACGCCUACCCACCAGUGCCCUUUGACAGGAGCACCGAAUAUGUCUACUCACUCAUCAACCGACCAUCGCCUGCAGCACCAUCAGGCUCGCCAGCCUCGGUACCGCCCUUGCUCGUCUCGGUGGCAGGCGGCAUUUUGGAUACACAGCUCCCCUCGGACCCGUCUUCGCUUGCACUGGCGCGUAUUGGCGAAGCGGUGCCUCCUUCGCGCAUCUCAACCUUCACCACCUCGCUGCCUUCCCUUUGGUCCUCCGUCGACCAUCUGGCAGUCAUGUGGUGCGAUCAGCUCCGCGAAAAGAUCGCACGAGGAUUCCUCCUCGACAUGAUGGCUUUUGGUCGCAUUGCCCAGGAUCGCUCCGCCGGAGGCAUCACAGGCAAGGCCAGCUUUUUGCGCAGAAGGCGCGAGCUUUGGAGGCGAGCACUCAGCCUGUUCGACUCCUCGGAUGCCGGCAACGGCGACAUCGGACCUCUCGAGCUCAUACCGUCAAAGGAUUCAAGCUACGACGAAGAGCUCGAAUCUUUCGUCGUCGAGGGAGAAACGCCAACGUUCAACAGGCCCGCGUCUGGCGUUGACUCCCCACUGCUGAUCGGCGAAGAUAGCUUCGUCUACCGCGUACCCGCCAGACUGGGCGAGGGCGACACCGACGUGCAUGCCUUUGAGCUCAUCACCAAUCUGUGCGUGGGCUGGAAUCCAUCUUCGGGCUUGGGUGCUCCCGUCCCACAGCCCGUCGAGAUUGUCGUGCAGACAUGCACGAGCGACCCGGACUCGUCCGACCCCAUCGCUGGAAGGAAGAUCUCGUGCCAGCUCGUCAUGCCGUGGCAGUGGGAGCUCAUCCCGCCCAGCCUCCUCCCGCGUACCGACAUUCUGAGCCAGAGUCCGGAUGCUCCGGCAGCCGCCAACGCUGCUGAGAGCAAGCCGUUCCCAGAUGCUGAAGAGGCGUACCACGUGCCCGGCCUGGCGUUCCAGCGACUGCGACUCGAUGCCGUGGUGCUCAAGAGGCGCCGAGUCGACUUUAUCCGCGUCGAACGCAAGGCGGUCUCGGGCUCUUUCGUUCAUGCGCGUGGCCUCAAGAGCUUCAUCCGUGCAGGCUGGAUGCGUCAAGACAGCGGCCGAGUCGAAAAGCACGGCCCUUCCCACAUCCUGACUCCGGCUCAGAACACCGCUACGCAACAGCAUCAUCAGGAUUACGGAUUGGCCACAGUUGGCGCAACCCCAAUCGCAACUGAAUGGAGCCUCAAAGGCGUCGGCUCUUCUCUGCUCGCCAGACGUAUCGAGGUGGUGCUCAGCCAGUGCCUCAUAGAGAAUCUCGCGCGUUACACGCUCGUCACAAACGACGAGGUACAGUACUCGACGGAUCCGUCCUUCUCGCCCUUUUUGCACGUCUCGAAUCGAGCCACGGGCGAUUCGCGCUGGUACCCCCAGCUCGCCUCGCCUCAGCUCGUUCGCUCGAUCCGCAACAGGACGUACAAGGGCGAGGCGAUCACGUUCCCUCUGUCGCUCCAUGGCAACGCGCCCUUCAUGCCUCCGGCGAGAGAGAGCGUCGACGAGGUCAAGGUGCAGCUGUGGUCGGAUACGGCCACUCUCCUGCCCGUGCCCGGCAAGCAGCUCGACUGUCAGUCGCCCAUCGAGUCGAUCCGCAUCUCGAUCGAUUGGAAGGCGUCCGCGGGGCUCGUCCUUUUGCGCUACCGCUUCUUCUUGGCAGCCUGGCCGCUCGGACUCUUGGUCGUCUGCGUGGGGCUCUCGUGGCUCGCGUGGGCUGCCAAGUCGGACAUAGACGUCUUCCCUAGCCCUCUGCAUUCGAUCAUGAAGCCGGCGUUCCGAACGCCCUUGCUGGGACACAGGAUCGACCCGCUGCUUGGCAUGUUGGCAUGUCUGAGUGCCGGUCUGCUGUUGGUCGACAGCAUCCGCCUCGCGCUGUACAGGGCGCUGCCGGACACGCAAUCUCACGGGCCAUCGUCGUCGCUUCUCGGCAUGGUCCUAGGUCUGAGCGAUCACUCUUCCUCGGCUGGCCUCGUGCCGUGCUUCCUGGCGGUCUCGUACGCGGUACUACUCGUCAUUGUAGCUGUCGUCCAAGUCGGGUUCCGCUUCACAGCUGCCGUCGUGCGCAGGUGUGGUCUCGGCGGCAAACUGGACUGGGUCGGCUCGACUGCUUCUGGGGCAGACCCGCUGCGCUGGAAUCCACGCUCCAUCGCAGGGCUGGCACUGCUGUUGCUCUCGGUCGUUCUUUUUGUGCCACACCAAUUCGUCUUCCUGUGCAUCUUUCUGCUGCAGAUGCUCAACACGCUCCGUGCACAACUCGAGCUGCAAAGUAUUCCAAAAGCAGCUUCGGUGACGACGGCUUCGCCGAGAGCACAGGAGACGCGCUUGCACCAGCACCUGGCCAUCUUUUUGGUUCUCUUACUGCUGCUUCCUCAGAAAGCGAGCUUCCUUGUCACAUGGGUACGCAACCUGGCAUCGGUCGGGAUCACCACGCCGAAGACGACGGCGGCAUGGAUGGACCACAACGUGCUCGACGUCGCGCCCGUGGUCGUGCUGGUGUGGCUCAUGGCUGGAGGACGGAGGCUCGAGCCGCCACGAAGCGGGCUCGAAGCGAAAGCGGUCGCAGCGGGCUUUGGCGUCGUUGGCUGGUAUGCGCUGGUGUGGGGCAUCAGGUACACCUACCGAACGUACGAUGCGUUCAACGCGCUGUGUGCGCUGCUCGCCAUUUGCCAGUGGCGGUCUAGGCGUGGUUGCAGCUUGCGCAGCAACGACCGCUUGUCUCGCGCAGGAGGCAAGGAUUCCGAUGAGACGCUCGGCAUGCUCGACGAUCAAGACGGCGCCGAGGGCAGCUCGAGUUCCAAAUUGGGCACCGGCCGGCAAGCAGAGGCGUACGAGCUGGCAGCUCGCUCGGACUCGGAGCGUCUGCCCAUCCACCAUCUUGCUCUUCCCGCCUCGCUUGCUUCUUCUCAGCAAGACGCAGCGGCAGAAAACCCGGCCGAGAGGGAACCUGACUCGCAAAGCGAUGCGGCGCAGCCAAGCACUAGCACGCCGGGAGACAGGCUGGACACGCUCAUCGGACAAUAUCUCGACGUGCUUGAUCGAUAUCAACAAGCACGGAGCGCCAGCUGCGAAUCUUUCAGCCGCGGCUACCUCAAGUUGAGCCGGGCCAAGAUGGAGUACGGUGCGUCUCGGUUGAGCAGCAACUCGUAUGACUCACGGCUGCUCGGCGAGAUCCGCGCGCAUGUGGAACCCGGCCCAUCGAAAUUGACCGGUGCUGCGACCAGCGCGGAACCAGAACCGAAGCGAAUCUUGGCAGAAAGAUUCGUGCCUGACUACUCGCAUCUAUCCGAGGCACAAGACGGAGCAGAAGCUGUCCUGUCGGGGCUAACGGACGAGAAAGAGGGUCGUGGUACGGCGACGAAACAGGAAAACGCGGCAUCGGGAUUGCGCAGAAGGGCCGGACCGGUGUCGCCGGCUGGGCAAGAUGCGGCGGAUGGCAAAGAAGGACGCGUGAGCUUGCCGAGCUCCUCGCUUGGCACUCAGUCGGCCAAUUCCACGGCGCGCAAGAUCGGCCAGGACGACGAGAGCAAGGCCGGCAAAGAUCACCAAAAGAGGUUGCCGGAUGCGCUCUUGCAGUUCGGUGGGCUGCCAACGCCAUCGUUGCGAGGAGCGCAGGUUGAUCUGAAGCGCGCUCUUGACCAAGUCCUGGGCGUUGGUGCGAAGCACGCACUGGUUGGCCAAGGACUCGUGCAGCUCGUGUCCCAGCUGGACUACUUGGCAAGGGAGAUCGCCAAGUUGCAAGGUAGCGACGACAACUAG
Molecule: messenger RNA, 4509 nt
Organism: Moesziomyces aphidis
Lineage: Eukaryota; Fungi; Basidiomycota; Ustilaginomycetes; Ustilaginales; Ustilaginaceae
Source: the annotation of a GenBank genome assembly